AUGGUCCGAUUGUACGCUGUUCUGUUGCUGCUUGGAGUUACACUUUUGGCGCCACAAUCGCGCUGCGAAACGCGCAAAUACUUCCACAGCCGAUAUUCGAGCAGUUUCUCGAGCGCGAGCCGUUCGAGCGGUGGCGCCUACCUAAAGACGGUACCGUUGCGAUUGCUGAGCUGCCUCGAGCACGUUUCGCUCAUUGACUGUGGCAAGCUGUACCUGUUGCAGAAUAUGGAAUCGCGGGCGUACCGUUUCGCCAACACCGGCAACAUCACGCACGACGUGCAGCAGGUGCUACUGCCCAGCUACCGGAGCACGGACAAUAAACUGUUCAGCGAUCAGCUGCUCGCGCUGAACGAUAGUGUUGUGAACGAUCGGCUAGCACGCGGUUUGCGGUUGCUGUUUAACGAGCGCAUCAUCGAUCUGCAGCUAGUGCCGGGUGUGGCGGUACGGCUCACGCCCAGUGACACGAACCAGCUCGAGUUCUCCGUGCGCAAGGGUAUUAUGGCCGUCGAGCCGGACGUUGCCGGAGGACGCGAUAAGGCAAAGAAAGGCAUCCGGACGGUGUUGCAGCUGAGUGUGCCGCUUGUACUGUUGCCCUCGAUGCUGUUGGCCGGCGUGUUACCGAUGAUACUGCCCGUGCUCAAGUUUGCCACCAUCUUCUCCAGCAUUGUGAACCACGCGGCCCUUGCGGCAGCCAUCAUGUAUCUGGCGAAACAGCAUGCCGCCGAACAGGAAAGUAAACAAACGGUGUACUUUAACGCUGGUUACAAUUAGGCCUCCGGCACCAGAAGGACUCAGCACGCAGUCAACAGUAUCGGGGAAGGGGGCACUACACAACUUGAAACCAAAAAAAUGCUUCCGCUCCUGCUGCUCGAUCGCUGGCAGCUGUGGAAGCUGUGGAUAAGGAUGCGCGUGGCGCAAUCUGUGC
Molecule: messenger RNA, 925 nt
Organism: Anopheles stephensi (Asian malaria mosquito)
Lineage: Eukaryota; Metazoa; Arthropoda; Insecta; Diptera; Culicidae
Exons: 1
Coding region: 1-771 (256 amino acids)
Source: RefSeq, a predicted model, not a curated record